UUGUGAGAUUGUAAAACUGUUAAUAAAAUAGUCUGUUUUAAUACGACGGUGAUAGUUUAUCUGCAGCAAUGUAACUCGCGUGAGUCGAAAUGUUACAUCUCAUUCGCCUCAGUUUUUGUGUUGUGCUUGGUUUGUUCGGUUUACUUGACAUUUCUUUGAGAUUCCAUUGCCGUUAACAUUCAAUCAAAAAUUGAUAGCAACAAUGCCUGUUGAGUAAAAUAAGAAUCGAGAAACAAAUAUCGAAAAUGGUCCAAAAAAUUAUAUCACAAGCACCACAAAUCAAAAAAGAGGAUGGCUUAGCGAACUUGAUCGGGCAAUUUGGCAAAUGGCAGCUACUAGUAAUGCUAGCGGUAUCCCUGGUCAAACUGUCAUCAGGAUGGGUACAAAUGGCAAUUAUAUUCCUAACGCCGAGCUUAAAAUUUUGGUGCUCGAAUUUUGGCAACAAUUCAACAAAUGUCGGUGAGAAUAUGACAUGCUACAGCGAUUGUUUGGAAUAUUCGUACGACACAUAUCCUUUUGGGAGGACAAUAAUAUCAGAAUGGGAUUUGGUAUGCGACAGGAGCUGGAUGGCCAGCUUCACUCAGACUAUUUUGCAGUUUGGAAUUCUGCUUGGCAGCAUUAUGUUUGGAUUUUUGUCUGACAGAUAUGGCAGAAAAAACACAUUUUUGGCGUCAAUUGUGGGACUCGUCGCGUUUGGUUUCGGUGUCGCAUUUGCUACUGACUAUAUAACUUUUACUGUCUUAAGAUUUUUCGUCGGAGUAUCGACAGCGGGGACAAUGGUGAUAUCCUUCGUGAUUGUCAUGGAAACUGUUGGACCGAAAUAUAGAGAAAUAUGCGGCUGUCUAUUUCAAAUGCCGUUCAUUGUUGGGCACAUAACAACGCCUGUAUUCGCGUAUUUCUACAGAAAUUGGAACGAAUAUUCCUUGUCAAUGGCAAUACCCCCAGCUAUAUAUUUAGCCUACUUUUUCAUACUGUCAGAAUCACCACGCUGGCUCGUCAGUGUUGGAAAAGUUGAUGACGCCACUAAACUAGUAACAAAAGCUGCUAAAUUCAACGGAUAUCCAACAUCCAACGUGGAAGAAACAUUGAAGAAAAUGUCAGCAGAAAUUAAAUUACAGUCCACUGUCGCCAAACCGAACUACAUCGACCUCUUCAAAGGUACUCUGCUAGUCAAGACCGUUUGCUCGUGCAUUAUAUGGAUGAUCACUGGCCUGACAUUCUACGGCUUCAACCAGUACAUCAGUCAGACCAGUCCAGAUCCCUUUUUGACUGUGGCUGCAAUGGGUGCUAUUCAGGUGCCAUCUAUAUUGCUCUCAAUAUGGCUGCUAAGACAUUUCGGACGCAAGCUUACAGUCAUAAUUUUUUUUACACUAGGUGGACUUUGUGUUCUGAGCCUAGCCUUAGUUUCAAAUAUAUUUUGGGUGACAUUAACCUUGGGAUGCAUAGGAAUCAGCUGCGUGUCUGUAGUUGCUACAUGCAUUUAUAUUUACACAUCAGAAUUAUUUCCCACCGUUGUGAGGAACAUGGGCAUGGGCGCUUGCUCUACAUGCAUGAGAGUGGGGUCUAUGAUAGCCCCAUUUCUUUCAAAUUUAACAAUAUCUUGGAUGCCGACUGUUUUUUUUGGGUUUGCUCCAAUUAUUGGAGCUUUAGUUUGUAUAAUAUUACCAGAAACAAAAGGUACUGCGCUACCUGACAGUUUAGUGGUAGAAAAGAAUAAUGCGUAAUAUUUUUUACAAGAUACU
Messenger RNA from Melitaea cinxia (Glanville fritillary), 1742 nucleotides. RefSeq names its product organic cation transporter-like protein. Gene Ontology annotation, biological process: transmembrane transport. Gene Ontology annotation, cellular component: membrane. The coding region runs from base 246 to 1724 and encodes 492 amino acids. Lineage: Eukaryota; Metazoa; Arthropoda; Insecta; Lepidoptera; Nymphalidae. The transcript has 5 exons. The record is from RefSeq and is a predicted model, not a curated record. Gene Ontology annotation, molecular function: transmembrane transporter activity.